Messenger RNA from Choloepus didactylus (southern two-toed sloth), 1561 nucleotides. It is a transcript of the gene CIB2, whose product is annotated as calcium and integrin binding family member 2. The transcript has 7 exons. Gene Ontology annotation, molecular function: calcium ion binding. NCBI's taxonomy places the organism in Eukaryota, Metazoa, Chordata, Mammalia, Pilosa, Megalonychidae. Bases 209 to 931 code for a protein of 240 amino acids. The record is from RefSeq and is a predicted model, not a curated record.
GGGUCUGCGUCCCCACCUCCGAGACCCCCGCCCCGCUCCGGGCGAGCUGCCAGGAGGGGCGGAGCAGGGCGGCGGGGCGGCAGGUCGGGCCGUGGUGGAUGCUGCCGGCUGUGGGCCUGGCGAGGGCCGCGGGCGCGGGGCGCGGGGCUCUGGCGGCCGCUGAUGGGAGGCGGCGCCCGGGCGGACGAGCGACGGCGCCGCAGCCACCAUGGGAAACAAGCAGACUAUCUUCACUGAAGAGCAGCUGGACAACUACCAGGACUGCACCUUCUUCAAUAAGAAGGACAUCCUCAAGCUCCAUGCACGGUUCUACGAGCUGGCCCCCAACCUUGUCCCGAUGGACUACAGGAAGAGCCCCAUUGUCCACGUGCCGAUGAGCCUCAUCAUCCAGAUGCCUGAGCUCCGGAUUAAAAAAAGUGAACUCUCACUGAAGUCACCCCAGUUAUCCAUUGCAUCAGUUCUCAAAGCUAACAUGCCCAUGAACCACCUGUGGAUCUUGUCAAAAUGGCAAUUCAGCAGGUCUGGAGAGGGGCCCGAAGAUUCUGCUUUCCUGUUAAGUUCCCAGGAGAAUCCCUUCAAGGAAAGGAUUGUGGAGGCUUUUUCUGAGGAUGGCCAAGGGAACCUCACCUUCAACGACUUUGUGGACAUGUUUUCCGUGCUUUGCGAGUCGGCCCCCCGUGAGCUCAAGGCGAACUAUGCCUUCAAGAUCUAUGACUUCAACACCGACAACUUCAUCUGCAAGGAGGACCUGGAGCUGAUGCUGGCCCGGCUCACCAAGUCAGAGCUGGAUGAGGACGAGGUGGUGCUCGUGUGUGACAAGGUCAUUGAGGAGGCCGAUCUGGAUGGCGACGGAAAGCUGGGCUUCGCCGACUUUGAGGACAUGAUUGCCAAGGCCCCUGACUUUCUCAGCACUUUUCACAUCCGGAUCUGAGGACACUGCUGAGACUACAGGGGCCCAGAAGCCCACCAUCCAGCCUGGUUGUCCACUCAGGUGGGACCUCCAGGUCCCCAGGAAAGGAGCUGUGGCCUAUGGGGUUUAGACCAAAAACAUUUCCUGUGGCCCUUUCAGCAAAAAAAAACUUAACCAGGGAAAGGGGGAUGUGAGGAGCAGUGCUCUUCCCGGGCCACCCUGUGGUCUGGCCCUGGACCCAGGGUCCCACCACAAGCCCUCCUUCUGGCCCCCUACCUCCCCCAGACCCCACCCAGAAAUGUCUCCACUGGGAGGGGAAGGCAGAAAACCUAACAGUGGGGUGGGGUGAGGGGGACUGACUUGUUCAAGUGCUGGGCCCAUAGCAGAGCACAUAAAAAAAAAAAAAGAAGAUGGGGUUUUAAUGAGCUAUGCAAUCUUUCUCCAACACCCAAGGCUGGGCCACACUACCCUUCUCAUUCUCCUUCUCCCUCCAACCACCCACUGUGAAGCUGUGUGAACAGUGGGGUCAAGGGCUCUGUCCCUGUCUCUGCUUCCAGAUCAUGAGCACCACCCUGUCUGCCCUCCCCCGUGACACGGAAUCCUCACUGGUGUGUACUGUCCACAGGUUUGUGAAUUCCUGGUGAUAAAACA